AAAUUAUGUUUACGCAGUCUAGUUGGCCGCCCUAACUAUUUUGUCUCUAUAGACAAAAUCUCUAGCUAUUGUAUUGCACCAUAUUCAUUAAUUUAAAAAGUUUACCUGUUAUUACAAAAACAACGUAUUACAUUAACUCAUAACAAGUGUAUUACUGUGUAAUUAGCUAGUUGGAUAGCUGUGGUAUCACGUAUGAUGUUACGUGUGAGGAUCGCCUGCUUUGUUAGCUGUAACGGCUGGACACUUCACAUGUUGCUACAGUAGCGAGCGUGCGGGUUAGUUUGAUAUUUAGUAGCAUUAUAGGCUUGAUAACAUCACGAGCAGACGGAACAUGGCACAGUGACCUGGAAUUCGAUGUGGGUGGAUUUGCUGCUGUCUCUCUGCGGAUUGAAAUAACUUUGGUGAAUUCUAAAGGACCAUUCCCCUGUUGGAACUACCAUUGUUGGACACAAAUGUCAUUGGUACCUUUUGGUUUAAGAUAACGCGAUGUCCAGUCAAAAGGACUAAGGACCUAUGAGUUUCUUGAACACAAAUAUCCCAAUCGUUGAAAUAUGCAGACCAUCAAGAGUGAGCCACUGUCAAAUGGCUCCUACAGCGGAGAGGACGCCCUGGUCCUGGCUGUGGCCCUUCAAGGGGCUGACAGGGAUCUGAUGGACCACAAGCUCUCCGCCAUGCCCUUCAAGGCCAAAGGCACCUCCUGCCGCAGGAAACGGGAGUUCAUCCCGGACGAGAAGAAAGACAAUCUCUACUGGGAGAGGCGGCGCAAGAACAACGAGGCGGCCAAGCGUUCGCGGGAGAAGCGCCGCCUCAACGACAUGGUGCUGGAGAACAAGCUGCUGGCCCUGGGUGAGGAGAACGCUUCCCUCAAAGGAGAGCUGCUGGCCCUGAAACUCAAAUUCGGCCUGGUCAGCUCUGCGGCCUACACGCAGGAAGUGCAGAAGAUCUCUGUGUCAACGGCCGCCCUCUACCACGACUUUGUCUCGCCGGGCGAAGCCCGAGGCUCUUGCAUCAGGGACCUAGAGUCCCCUCACCUGGGCAGCAGCUGCAUAUCGGUCAUCAAGCACUCCCCUCACAGCACGCUGUCUGACAUGGCCGAAAUCUCUGCAGCGACCAAGGGUAGCAUGUGCAGGACCCCCGAGAUCAUCAAGCAAGAGCCAGCCGAGCACGGAAGCUACGUGCGUGAGAGGAGCAGUCCAUACGAACUGUACAGGAACUACAUUGCCAGCCCUUUCCCCGGGGUUUACUCCCAACCCUCCCCGUUCCUGCCGCUCACCAGGUCGAUCAGCAACUCCCCGAGGACCUCGGACGACGGGGCCGUGAGUAAGUCCUCGGACGGUGAGGAUGAGCAGCAGGUCCCCAAAGGCCCCAUGCCACAUGCCGCCGACCCGAAGAGCGUCAUCGUAUCCCGCCUCAAAGUGCCAGAUGCUUGUUCGUCGGCUCUGCCCCACAAACUGCGGCUCAAGAACAGGGCCAUUCCAAUCAAAGUGGAGGCCAUCGACCCUGACUACGACUCUUCUGGAAAGUCCUCCUCUCCCAUCGACAUAUCGGCCAGAGAAGGCUACCAGAGAGGCCAGGGUGCCGUGGCAGACUACAUGCAGUCGUCCCUCAGCCCCUUGUCACUCCAAGUGACCAACAUCCGGGAUUGGACCCACCGGCCAGAGCACUGGCACAAAGACAGCUCAGAGAAGCCACAAAAUGGCUACCAGAACAGGCUCUCCCCGGUCCCUGUCUCCAAAAAACUCACUCUGGACCUUGAAGACGGCUCCUACGCCCACUCAGACUCUGAGAACUUGUACUUAAAACGAGGCAUAGCUGACCUGUCUGCAGAAGUUUUGUCUCUGAAAAGACUGAUAACAUCGAGGCAAGGGUCCGUGAUAGAGUCAACCAAAAGCACUACUGAUCACGAGUCAUUAUCGAAAGGAUGUUACUCAAAAUGAGUUCUGUUUGCACAAUGCCUUGUUUUCCACUGUAUUUACUAUUGCACUGUGUGGUUGAUAUGGUGUAUAAAUGCAGUACAUUUAAAAUGAAUGGUGUGUUGUGCACUUUGCUGUUGUAGUUCAGCGUAUCUUCUUCAUAACUCCACCUGUAACCCAAAGCCAAAUGUCAGGCUGAGGCUACUGUACAUGCACAUUUCAUGUUAACUUUUGAAAAUUUGUUGUAAAUGGUGACUUUUUUGUUGACAAUAAAUAUGUGUAAGCACUGAA
Molecule: messenger RNA, 2204 nt
Organism: Salmo salar (Atlantic salmon)
Lineage: Eukaryota; Metazoa; Chordata; Actinopteri; Salmoniformes; Salmonidae
Gene: nfil3
Product: nuclear factor, interleukin 3 regulated
Biological process (GO): circadian rhythm; regulation of DNA-templated transcription; DNA-templated transcription
Cellular component (GO): nucleus
Molecular function (GO): DNA-binding transcription factor activity; DNA binding
Source: RefSeq, a predicted model, not a curated record